Molecule: messenger RNA, 348 nt
Organism: Porites lobata
Lineage: Eukaryota; Metazoa; Cnidaria; Anthozoa; Scleractinia; Poritidae
Source: the annotation of a GenBank genome assembly
AUGGGGAGCGUGACCAAAGAAAUGGAAAACCACAAAACAUAUAUCCGUCGCUGGCGCACUGAACUUCACCGAGACCAAGACAUCGUUGAGCGUUUCAACCGCAAGCUUGCCGAACGCUUGUUCGGCCAUCAGUAUGCCGUAGAAAUGCUCUUACCUGCGGGCCAGCGGUCCAUGGCGUGGCUCAAAAGGCUCCCUGACGCUGUUGGCGCUCUGAACAAUCAAGUCACACGCCUGGCAAAAAGCCUGCCGUCGCAAUCAAAGAGAAAGGCGUUGUGGCAAAACCUUACACUCCAUACUCAAGGCCAUACUCCAUACUCAAGACCAAACCAGACGAGCACGAAGAAAUGA